UCGGGGACGCUCCCGACACUCCAGGAGGAAACAUGGCUCUCUACGUGCCGGGACUCGUGGCCACCAUCGUCUUCUACCUUCUGGUGCUCGGCAUCGGCAUCUGGCCGUCCGUCAAGUCCAAGAGGGAUGAGAAAAGGACGCAGGCGGACCAUGCAGACAUGGCUCUGCUGGGUAACAGGAACAUUAAUUUGGUGAUGGGAAUCUUCACCACAACCGCUACCUGGGUUGGCGGGACUUUCAUCAUCGGCACAGCUGAGACGGUGUACAACCCGAAGUUUGGGCUGAUCUGGGCCGUGAUGCCGUUGGCGGCGUCGUUGGCCUUCAUCGUCGGUGGCCUUUUCUUCGCUGAGCCCAUGAGAGACAGGAAGUACGUCACCAUGAUGGACCCUUUCCAGAUCAAGUACGGGAACGGACUCAGUGGACUUCUGGCUGUGGCGCCGCUCAUGUCGGAAAUCAUUUGGGUGACGUCGACGCUGAUAAGCCUGGGCCUCACCAUGAGCGUGAUCCUGGACAUGUCCUACGCCGUGUGCAUCUGGAUCUCGGCUGCUGUGGCCAUCACCUACACGCUGCUGGGAGGCCUCUACUCCGUGGCCUACACAGACGUCAUUCAGCUCACUCUCAUUUUUGUCACUUCGUGGAUGUGCGUCCCCUUCCUCCUCACGAGUCCCGCCUCCGUUGACAUCACCGCCACGUCGUUCAACCACACCUUUCAGGCUCCGUGGGUCGGCACUCUGACGGCCGACCGGGCCUGGAUGUGGAUCGAUAUCUUUUUGCUCCUGAGCAUAGGGGACCUCGGCUUCCAGGACUUCCACCAGAGGACAUUAUCGGCUUCUUCAUCGGCCACGGCCAAGCUGCGAUGUUACGCCGCAGCGUUCCUCAUCCCCACCUUUGGGAUCCCCCCCGUGCUCAUCGGGGCGGUGGCUGCGUCGACGGACUGGAACCUCACCUCCUACGGGUCCCCGUCCCCGUUCGAGCGAGGCGAGACCGGUUUGAUCUUGCCGCUCUCCCUGCAGCACCUGACGCCGCCCUACAUCUCCGUCAUCGGCAUCGGGGCCGUCGGCGCCGCCGUGAUGUCGUCGACUGACUCCGCCCUGCUGUCCGCAGCGUCCAUCUUCUCCUCAAACAUCUACAAGAAGAUCCUGAGGACCAAGGCCUCGGAGAAUGAGAUCCGGUGGGUGAUCCGCUUCUCCGUGGUCCUCUUCGGCCUGGCCGGCACGUCGCUCACCUUCCUGCACGCCGGCGUCAUAGCCUUCUGGAUCCUGGGGGGGGAGAUCGCCUACAUCCUGAUGUUCCCGCAGCUCGUGUGCGUGCUGUUCUUCGACGUGUCCAACGGCUACGGCGCCACCGCGGGCUUCCUGCUGGCGUUCCUUUUGAGGGCGAUGUGCGGCGAGCCCCUGCUGCGGCUGUCGCCUCUCAUCCAUUUCCCAGGGUGCACCCUGGAGGACGGCGUCUACGUUCAGUACUCCCCCGUUAGGACCAUCUGCAUGCUGGUUUCUCUUGCCGCCAUAUUGCUGGUGUCCCACCUCACGGCUGUGCUCUUCAACCGGGGACUCGUACCAGAGAAGUGGGACGUGUUUCACGUCCGACAGGCACCGGAAACCCAAAAGCCAGCAGACGGCGCCAGCAGCAAGGAGGAGCACAGGAUGACCCCUGUGUGCGAGGGGGGAGGAGUCUCGGAUCCAAUGUUGGAGUGAAACUGAAUCACACUGUAUCUAAAAAGGUCACUAAAUGCAAAAUAAAAAAUACUAAUACUGAUAUCAUCCUUUUUUAAAAACCUCUGUGGAUGUUGCACGCUGUCUGUACAGAUCCGACUUAUGAAAUACGUGUUUGGAAGAAAGGUGAAUUUCAUAAGAGUGACGGUGCU
This is a messenger RNA of Pungitius pungitius (ninespine stickleback), 1864 nucleotides long. Its product is annotated as high-affinity choline transporter 1-like. The record is from RefSeq and is a predicted model, not a curated record. Gene Ontology annotation, molecular function: choline:sodium symporter activity. The transcript has 8 exons. Gene Ontology annotation, cellular component: plasma membrane. Lineage: Eukaryota; Metazoa; Chordata; Actinopteri; Perciformes; Gasterosteidae. The coding region runs from base 33 to 1694 and encodes 553 amino acids. Gene Ontology annotation, biological process: transmembrane transport; acetylcholine biosynthetic process; choline transport.